This is a messenger RNA of Syngnathoides biaculeatus (alligator pipefish), 2503 nucleotides long. RefSeq names its product retinoschisin 1a (gene rs1a). The record is from RefSeq and is a predicted model, not a curated record. NCBI's taxonomy places the organism in Eukaryota, Metazoa, Chordata, Actinopteri, Syngnathiformes, Syngnathidae. The transcript has 6 exons. The coding region runs from base 1 to 693 and encodes 230 amino acids.
AUGGCUCGCAACGUGCGCCCUUUCCUGCCCGCCUUGCUUUUUCUGGCGGCUCACGUGAUAAUCAGCGGCCGUGCUCAAGAGGCGGGCGUGUCCGAGGCGUGGACCAGCGGGCCGUGCAAGUGCGACUGCGACGAAGGCCCGUCGCCAACUCAGUUCUCCUCGGUCGGCUCCCCCCCGGUGAGAGGCGUGGACUGCAUGCCAGAGUGUCCGUACCACAAGCCUCUGGGCUUCGAGGCGGGAUCGGUCAGUCCGGAGCAGCUGAGCUGCUCCAACGAGGACCAGUACAGCGGAUGGUUCUCAUCUUGGCUCCCAAACAAGGCUCGGCUCAACAGUCAAGGAUUUGGCUGUGCGUGGCUCUCCAAGUUCCAAGACAACAGCCAGUGGCUGCAGAUCGACCUGAGAGAGGUCAUGGUGGUCUCUGGGAUUCUGACUCAAGGCCGCUGUGACGCCGACGAGUGGGUGACCAAGUACAGCGUGCAGUACCGCACUGACGAAAAACUCAACUGGAUUUUUUACAAGGACCAGUCCGGGAAUAACCGGGUGUUCUACGGGAACUCGGACCGUUCGUCGUCAGUGGAGAACCUCCUGCGGCCGCCUGUGGUGGCGCGCUACAUCCGCAUCCUGCCCCUGGGAUGGCACACGCGCAUCGCGCUGCGUCUGGAGCUGCUGCUCUGCAUGAGCAAAUGUGCCUGAACCUCGACCUCUGCCCCCCCCCACCCCCACCCCUUCACCUGUAACCUCCGCCGUCCAAACACUCUCAAGUGUGUGCGUGUGUGUGUGUGAGCUGUGAUUAUUUGAAGCCUUCCAUUUUUUUUUAUCGUGAACACAAAGGUCAUUCCAAAGUAGGAGGACAAAUUUAGCCACCAACAUUUUUUCAAGAAACUUGGAGCCAACAAACCGUCUUCAUUUUGAUUCAUCCGGCUCAACUGUCAACGGUACACAUCUAGAUAUAGUCUACGUCAUGUCACAUAGUUUGGUGUAUUUGUAUGGAUUUCUUUCGGCUCGUCCCGUUGGGUGUCGCCAUAGCGAGUCAUCGCAGAUGAACACUCGUAAUUGUUUGGCACAGUUUUUACGCCGGAGGCCCUUCCUGACGCAACCCCUCUGCGUUUAUCCGGGGAGAGAGCUGGAGCCUAUCCCAGCUAACUUUGGGCAUAUUUAAAUAUCUGGUUCAUGAAAAACAAAUAUAUUGCUGGAUUAAUCCUGUACAACAAAGGUUUUUAUCCUAAAAUCAAUUUAAUUUUAGUUUUAGUGGAAUUACAGUCACACGGUUGCGUAUCAAUGUGAGUGUCAAGAGAUUUUGCUCGAGUACGUGCUAGUUGUGUUAGCUGCUAUGCUAACAGGUUAGGAACAAACCCGGCUAGACAAUAAAUGAAACAAUUAAACGUGUUUUUUGGAUAAUUUGAGAAAGAGCGUCGUGUUAGUUUGAGUGACACGCUCAUUAUGAGAGAAUUCAUUUGAAAGAGUUUGAAAAAUAGAAGUAAUAACUAUCUUUAUUGACGAUUAGGGGAGUUAGCUUGAUUGUCGUUUUUGCUAAGUCCCCUCUCGCUUCUUCUUCCUUUGGAGAUAUAAAACAUUUUAAUAGUUACAUCUAGUAGCUUCAAAGCAUAAUUAAUACUCACAAUAGGUCUGAUUAUUUAGUAUGAUUUUGGUAAUUUUUCUCAUCAUUGAAACAUUUGUUUUAUAAGAUCGAUUAAAAGUCAUUUUAUUUAUGUAAAAGUUGGUCUUAAAAAGGGAGGAAAGACAAAGCUUUUUUUUUGUUUUUUUUUUUUUUUAGUGAGAACUUGUUUUUAUGUAUUUAUUUAUAUAAAUUGUCCAAUGCUAAAAUGUCCUCAAAUUCUGGAAUGACCCAUUAGGAGCUAAAAUAUUUGAAAAAUGAUAUUAUGUUUGUAGUUGUUUUGAUGUUUGAUAUGCAAAGACUUUGUUUCGCAUUGUACUUGUUUCAACUCGUCUCCCGGCGGCUGCUUUAAUUUUCCUCGCAAAGUCGAAUUAUUACCUUUGCACCGAAACGGCAUAAACUCAAAGCAAUAAUUAGUCCACGGCGCGGGAGAGGCGAGCGUUGCCAUGGAGGAGGUGUGCACAGAUGUGCAAACGAGCUGGACCGGAACGCGCCUUUCAUGUGGAGCAGCUCGAUGAAACGCCGGCCGGAGCUUUUCAAACAAGGUGGCCAGCGGGGAAUUCGACAGCAUUCAGCCAAGUAAAAGGCAGGUGGGGGCAGCGGACCCCUGGGUCAUGUUCCGAAAUAUUGCCAGAGUGUCGUCAUCCUAUCGUUUUGUCACAAAUGCUUCUCAAACGUCCGUAUUUUAAAAAUCUGUGUUAGCUGAGUUGAAUUAAAACAGUUUGUGGAUGGUUUAAAAUUCUGUCAGAGCUUGAAAUUUUGUGCCAGCUGAGUUGAAAUUUGAGAAUUCUUCUGUGUAUUUUUUUAUCAUACCAAUUCUAACCCUGAAUUUUCUUAAAAAUAUUCAGGGUAAAAAAAAUGUGUGUGAAAAUUUUCAAAGUAGUUUUU